Molecule: messenger RNA, 6919 nt
Organism: Pteropus alecto (black flying fox)
Lineage: Eukaryota; Metazoa; Chordata; Mammalia; Chiroptera; Pteropodidae
Gene: TAF5L
Product: TATA-box binding protein associated factor 5 like
Exons: 5
Coding region: 2662-4425 (587 amino acids)
Biological process (GO): regulation of DNA-templated transcription
Cellular component (GO): nuclear protein-containing complex; histone acetyltransferase complex
Molecular function (GO): protein binding; transcription coactivator activity
Source: RefSeq, a predicted model, not a curated record
GCGCACUACUUUUCUGUGAUUUGUAAUUUCACAGACUUGACUGGCUGCACUUUAUCGGGGUGAGCGCAGAGCUUACAUUUUAGGCCCCCCUGAGACGGUCUUUGCUGCUUCAGCCGUUGAGAUUCCUGCGAGGAAGAGGACCGCUCACCCGAGGGCCUCGGAGCCCUUUACGCGACACUCAGUUAACCAAAAGUAAUAGCUUUUGAGCUGUUCUAAGCAUAAAUUUACAAUCGGAAAAAAUACGUUUACUUUAAAAACAACGCCCCCAAAACCUCGCGGCCUGUCACGCAGUCACGGGGGGAGCUGGUUUGGUUUGGUGCCGGUGAGUUUGCGGGGUCUCUUUUGAGCUCAUCUGUACUCAGAACUGCCACCCUAGAUCUGGGGGCGCCGUCCCUGCGGGCCUGUUGGCGUUUCACAGACUCGUCCAGCCCUCGGCCGUGGAGAGGUCGUGUCUGCGGCGCACACCCUGCCGCCGUGCGGAUCUGAGCGGGAGCGGGGGCCCCUCGGCUGCGGCCCCCUGCCUGGCCUCCGUGCGACUUCGUGUCCCGUUUCUGUAGUUAAGUAUUAAGAGCCUGGCUGUACUUUUUACUGCACGGUUGUUGCUUUGGGCCUGGAAAAUAACCCUGUCAUGAUUUUGUAUAGCAACUUAGUCGAAGUGUUAGUUAAACAGCAGGCAGCCGUCGGCGUAGGAGAGAUCCAUCGUGUCAGAACCUUCAUUUUCAAUUCCAGAAAUGCUAAUGACGUGACAUAAAGAGAAAGAGAUGUGGUCAUCCAUUUUUACCUUUAAAAAUGAAGCUAUUUUAUGUAAAUAACAUUACAGGAAAUCCUGGGAUUUUAACGAAGGUAGUUAUAUCCAAACUCAGUAUAAAUUUAAAAGAUUUUUAUAAUUAUGAGGAAAACCUAAGCAGGUAACCUGAAAUUACGGUGUCAGCCUCGUGCCCGAGGCUCUCACAAGAGGGGUCUGAUUUAAGGAGGUUUCGGCUGUUCCUGUGCCCUUCCGUGGACGUUGGUACCACAGAAAUCAACCAGGGUAGAGGCUGCCUGCUCUGCAGAAGUCUUUUCAUUAAUUACUCGUUUCACUUCAAAUACGUGUCUUUGGCCUCAGAUCCAGUUAGGUCAGUGGAUCGCAGCUCUGGCUGUGAAGGGGGCCCCGGGGCAGCGUCCCUGCCCGUUUGGUCCUCGGGCCCACAGCGGGCCCCCUGCCCACCUCAAGGACGGUCCCUUGUCAGAAAUGGAGGUUUGGGUCCAGAGAAGCUGCCAUUUGGGGCACCCGAUGUGGGCAGACUCGUGAGGAUUCGUACUUCCAGACUCGUUCCCAGCAGCCCCACAUGUGGCCGGGGUUGGCCGCGGGCCGUUCUCCCUCCUCUGUCUUUGCUGUCUGGACGUCCCUCCCCUGUCCUGCUCCUCGACAGGCCUGUACGUUGUCCCACCUCGAAGACACCGUGUCACUGCAGGGUCUCCGUCAGUUUGUCUCCCACCUGCCCGUUUUUUCCCCAUAGAGGUGCUCCCAUCCUGUCUCAUUUAGAACACUGAGGCGCACGUUGCUACCAGCCUGCAUUCCCAUGGCAACAAGAGAUGGGCAGCAGGAAAUCUGGAAAAGUUUUAGUCUCAGCUCAAAUGCGAGGAAUCGGGAUGCUUUGGAAGAGUUUGGAGCCUGAGAGCUCUUGCAGUCAGAUUAAAAGCAGCUCUGGCUGGGGCGGGAGCGGGGGCAGCAGGGCGGGUUGGAUCGGCUGGUCCCGACUUUGGGCCAGACCGGGAACCGGCAGCGCUAUCGCAGUCCAUGUGCGUUUAAUUUUUUUUUUUUUUUUCUGACUGUAACAUCGAGUCAGAAUCCAUGCACACGCACACGAGAUUCUUACGUGUGGCCGGGUUAGAGAACUCUGCAGCCUCCCUGGUACAAACUGAUACAGUGAUGCGUAUUAGUAACCACAAAGAAACAGUUCUCUGUCUUCACUGAUGGGCAGGUGACUGCUGAGCGCAACAGUAUCAGAAUCCCGAUGUGAGCAAUUAAAAACCUUUGUUAAGAAAUAAUCAAAGUCGUCGACACAGUGAAAGACUCACACACCAGGACCAAGUGGGCAAACGCCCUGCCUCAGAGCUGGGUCCGUGCUGGGAAGCGUGACUGUCCACCGCGCCGGGCCCCGCGCACCUCCGUUUGACGAGGCCUUGUGCUCGCUUCGGAAAUCCGGAGGUGACGUGCACGGGUCACGCAGUCUCUCUGCAAACACGGUCUAGCUUACUCGUGGCGCCCUAACACUUGGCUUCCGUGUGUCCGUGUGUGGCAGCUGAAGAGGGGGUCUGCAGGGUGUGUGUCAAAGGCGCUGCCACACGUCAGUUCGGGGGGAUUAUUUGCAGGUGAUUUGAGAAUACUUUUUGCUAUGGUAUUUGGGUAAAAGAUUCAUUUGGUUCUUUACUGCAGAUCUCACACUAAAAAAUUACAAAUGGACACAAAUUAGAUACAAAUAUAUGUGUAUGUAUUUAAAGGUUUAAAGAAAAAAAUAACAGAUUUCUGGAAAGGGGAUUUUAAAUCUUAAAAAAAACGGAGGCCAUCGCGAAGGAGAAGGCCGGUGCACGUAACCAAAGCUGAAAACUUAAAUCCAUCCGAGGAAAUCAUCGAAGCAGACCUUCCGGCCCCCAAAUGGGAACCUUCGAUCCGAGGUCAUGAAACGAGUACGCACGGAGCAGAUCCAGAUGGCGGUGUCCUGCUACCUCAAACGCCGCCAGUACGUGGACUCCGACGGUCCUCUGAAGCCAGGCCUGCGGCUGUCACAGACUCCUGAGGAGAUGGCGGCCAGUCUCGCGGUCCAGUCCGAGUCCGGGUGUGCCAACACGGUGUCCGCGGCGCCCUGCCAGGCCGAGCCCCAGCAGUACGAAGCGCAGUUCGCGCGGCUGCGGAACUUCCUCACCGAGUCCGACUCCCGGCUCAGCCACGACGUGAUGCCGCUGCUCUACCCCCUCUUCGUCUACCUCCACCUCAGCCUGGUCCAGGGCAGCCCGAAGGGCACGGCCGACAGCUUCUACAGCCGCUUCCACGGCAUGUUUCUGCAGAACGCCGGCCAGAAGGACGUCGUGGAGCAGCUGCGCAGCACGCAAACCGUCCAGGACGUGCUGGGCAACCUGCAGCUCCGCGCCUUCCUGGACCACAAGUACGUGGUCCGCCUGCACGAGGACAGCUACCACUACCUGGCGCGCUUCCUGCAGAGCGACAACAACGCCGCGCUCUGCAAGGUGCUCGCCCUGCACAUCCACCUGGACGUGCAGCCCGCCAAGCGCACCGGCUACCAGCUGUACGCGGGCGGCAGCGCCCCGCGCGGGGAGGGCGGCCUGGAGCCCACGGACGUGCCGGCGCCGCUCCUGCACAGCGAGGCCGCCCUGGAGGCCCUGCAGGACAGCAUCCGGCGCGUGCGGGACGGCCCGCCCUCGCUCACCACCAUCUGCUUCUACGCCUUCUACAACACGGAGCAGCAGCUCAACACCGCCGAGGUCUCCGCGGACAGCAAGCUGCUGGCCGCCGGCUUCGACAACUCGUGCAUCAAGCUGUGGAGCCUGCGGGCCAAGAAGCUGGCGCCGGCGGCCCGCGCGGUGGACGUGUCCCGCAUCCGCCUGGCCUGUGACGUCCUGGAGGACCAGGAGGAGGUCGACGCGGCGGGCACGGAGAUGAAGGUGCUGCGCGGACACUGCGGGCCCGUGUACAGCACGCGGUUCCUCGCGGACAGCUCGGGCCUGCUCUCCUGCUCCGAGGACAUGUCCAUCAGGUACUGGGACCUCGGCAGCCUCACCAACACUGUGCUGUACCAAGGCCACGCCUACCCGGUGUGGGACCUGGACGUCAGCCCGUACAGCCUGUACUUCGCCAGCGGCUCGCACGACCGCACGGCCAGGCUGUGGUCCUUCGACCGGACGUACCCGCUGCGGAUCUACGCGGGGCACCUGGCGGACGUGGACUGCGUCCGGUUCCACCCCAACUCCAACUACCUGGCCACGGGCUCCAGCGACAAGACGGUCCGGCUGUGGAGCGCGCAGCAGGGCAGCUCCGUGCGGCUGUUCACCGGCCACCGCGGGCCCGUGCUGGCGCUCGCCUUCUCGCCCAGCGGCAAGUACCUGGCGUCGGCCGGCGAGGACCAGCGCCUGAAGCUGUGGGACCUGGCCUCAGGGACCCUCUACAAGGAGCUGCGGGGCCACACGGACAACAUCACCAGCCUCACGUUCAGCCCGGACAGCAGCCUGGUGGCGUCCGCCUCCAUGGACAACUCGGUGCGCGUGUGGGACAUCAGGAGCACGGGCUGCAGCGCGCCCGCCGACGGCUCCUCGGGGGAGCUCGUGGGCGUGUACACCGGCCAGAUGAGCAACGUCCUGAGCGUGCAGUUCAUGGCCUGCAACCUGCUGCUGGUGACCGGGAUCACGCAGGACAGCCAGGAGCACUGACCCCAGCCCCGCACGCACGCCCUGAGCACGCCACCCCCCCACUCGGCCCCCAGAUGUCGACGGACUGGGGGGAGGACGGGGUGACAGGUGAACACGACACCAACAGCGAGAUGCUCUGGGGUGGGGCGGCGCGUUCUCGCUGAGACCCCGCUGUGACCCCGUGCGAGCGCCUCCAGUCCGUGCCGACGUCCCGCUGUGAGACUGCGCGUGCUGCGGGGUCACGGGGUCACGGGGUCACGGGCACGGUCCCCAGCCGAAGGGGCCUGGGAGAGGGCGCGGGCCUCGCCCUGGCCAAAGCCUCUCCUUUCCCAAUUACAGAGAAGAGGGUUUUUAUUAUUGUAAUUGUAAUUAUAGCAAACGUCGUUACUGAGAACAGCAAAGCCAGCCGUGGCGGCGUCCCUGACCCCGGCCGUCGGCUGCGCGCCUGGCACUGGCUGAGACACUGGGAAUCUGGAGGGUCAGGGAGCUCAGAGAAUUUGGAAGCAGUGCCCUGGGAGAAAGGGAGGGUUUCUGGGUGCCGGAGGGGUCACUGCCGCCGCCACGUUUGUAGAAGGGGGUGGGCUUGGCGGAGGCGGCCUCGGGCUCUGGCCGUGAUGGCGGCGAAGAGGGUUCUGUCCGCGGCUGCGCUUGUCAGCAGCUGUCUCCCCCGAAAGGACAGGGUGUGCUAAAGAAAUGGAAAUAAUUCGAAGCGAUAAGUCAAAAGUUAAAAAACGUCGCAUUUCCAAACAAGCAUUUUUCAGAGACGUGGCUUUCGCAGUGUCUUUCUCCGCGAGGUCGUCCAGCCCACAUCCCAGCUCCCAGCUCAGGACAGCAGCGACACCGCCGCCCUGGGAAACAGUGAGCCCCGUGCACGCCUCCGAACCUGCUCGCAGGAGGAAGCAGUUCUGAUUUGUGGAGAAAGGAUUAAAUAUUUUUGUUUUCUGAAAAGAGUUAUUUUGUAUUGUUUUUCUAUUAAAAUGUAUUUAGUUUCCACAAAAAAAGGGGGGGGCAUCUCAUUUAAAAUGUGAGGGCAGGUGGGUGUGGUCUGCCCGGCGGUGACCGCAGCUCCCUGUCUCAGGGCGACCGCCAGCUCUGGGGCCCGCAGGAGCCCGGGGGUGAGCCCCGCUCCGCCCACGUGUGCUGUCCGGCUCGCUGUGGUCACAGCGCCUCGUGGCCCGCGCGUGGCCGCCGACAGCCUUCAGCACUAUGGGGCGCCCAGGAUUGCCGGCCGCAGGCCCGAGACAGCGUGUUUUUUGCAUCUAGAGUUAGCUGGUAAGACCCCGCUUCAGUUUCCCUCAAAGACCCCAUUCUGAAAUCCCAAAAGGGCCUGAGAACUGUGCUAUUUACUUGACUCAAACUAUUUACUGAACAAUUCCAGACAAAGGACUCAUUCAAAGAUUUAAAUGAUGCCGGAAUUUUUAAAAUGUACUUCAAUACGUAAUUUUCUGGCAAGGACACCAGAAGUAUCGGGAAAUGAAAUAGGAAGACUCUAGAAUUCCACGGCAAUCUUUACUGGAGCCUAAGGUGCUAAAUCGUAGGAACUGUUUCUUAGUCAUAAAAAUCUAUAUUUGGGACAUGUGAGAAGAAUCCUUGGGCAGCUCAGCCAGACGGCACCCCCUCCACACAGGCUGCAGGUAAAGCCUAGAACCCUGACGUGUCUCGCCUGUGACAAAUGAAUUCUUACGUCAGGCUGUAUGGCCCAGUGCCAGAAAUAAUGAAAUCCGUAAAUCGAAUCAUUCUAGGAAGCGAAAACGUCGCCGACGUGGGCCGAUCUGCAGGCUUCGUGCUUGUUCCUAAUGCAGAAUUCGUUGGUUAAGCGCAGAGUGGCCUGGGCCGGCCCGGCCCCCACGCUGCCCAUCAGGUGUGUGCGCUUCGUGGUCGCUGAUCCAGCUCUUCGGGACCUGCACGGUCAGCUCUUCCUUCUUUUGUGAACUACAUUUUAACGCGGGGUGCUGGGACUGUAUGGAGUGCCCCUCCCAGCUCCCCCAAAUCUUAGCCACAGCGUGUGUCUGUGUCCUCGAGGCGCCCAGGUGGCCCCCUGCCGCACUUCAUCUCCAGAGCAGUCCUGUGACGUGGACGGGGCUGGUGAUGCCACCGUCUAAACCCCGGAAAAGCUGUACGAUCUGUCCACGCCCAACACGGAGUAAAGAAACUUCAUUCAGGACGUGCUGUCCUCUUGACCCACGGGGAUAAAUCUCUGCCGUGUGUAUGGGGGGUGGGGCGGGAAAUUCCUUAGACUGACCGAUCUGACUGUAAUUUUAAUUUAGCAGUAGACUGGCCAAAAGGAAAAAAAAAUUAGGAUACGGGAAAAUAACGAAUGGAGACAAAGCAGGAAACCAUUUAACGUUUUUAUAUUCAAGAUCCAGCUUCUGAGGAUAUGAUUACUAGCUUUUCAUUUGUUUGAUUUGUGUAUUAAAAAUGUUUUGGUUGUAUAAAAAAGUUGAGUGUGUAGGCUUCUAAUUUUGCUAUUGCCCAGAUUGGUAUUUAAGUGGAUUAAAAACAGUCUGUACUUGAA